AAUAUUUUAUUUCACCAGCGAGAUGUCAAACAGAGAUUGAUGAGGUUCUGGAGGGUAAAGAUCGCGCAUCGUAUGAAGACAGACACAAUAUGCCGUACACACUGGCUGUGAUUCAUGAGGUUCAGCGUGUUGCUAACACUGUACCACUAAGUGUGUUUCACUGCACCACCAAAGACACCACGCUGAUGGGCUACAACAUCCCGAAGGGGACUUUUGUUAUUCCUAACCUCACUUCUGUGCUAAAAGAAGAAGGCCAGUGGAAGUUUUCUCAUGAAUUUAACCCAGACAACUUCCUGAAUGAGCAGGGCCAGUUUGAGAAGCCUGAAGCCUUUAUGCCAUUUUCUGCAG
Messenger RNA from Sinocyclocheilus grahami, 348 nucleotides. RefSeq names its product cytochrome P450 2D19-like. The record is from RefSeq and is a predicted model, not a curated record. Gene Ontology annotation, biological process: xenobiotic metabolic process. Gene Ontology annotation, cellular component: intracellular membrane-bounded organelle; cytoplasm. NCBI's taxonomy places the organism in Eukaryota, Metazoa, Chordata, Actinopteri, Cypriniformes, Cyprinidae. Gene Ontology annotation, molecular function: heme binding; iron ion binding; oxidoreductase activity, acting on paired donors, with incorporation or reduction of molecular oxygen, reduced flavin or flavoprotein as one donor, and incorporation of one atom of oxygen. The transcript is spliced from 2 exons. The annotation marks the transcript as partial.